Messenger RNA from Pristis pectinata (smalltooth sawfish), 828 nucleotides. RefSeq names its product interleukin-22 receptor subunit alpha-2-like. The record is from RefSeq and is a predicted model, not a curated record. The transcript is spliced from 6 exons. NCBI's taxonomy places the organism in Eukaryota, Metazoa, Chordata, Chondrichthyes, Rhinopristiformes, Pristidae. Bases 6 to 707 code for a protein of 233 amino acids. Gene Ontology annotation, molecular function: protein binding; interleukin-22 receptor activity.
GCAAGAUGGGAAGAUUCUCCAUUCAGCUGCUGGUGUUAUUGGGUUUCCCACAUCUAGUUUGUUCACAAGUUUCUGGUCAUAUUCCAGAGCCACAGCAGGUGAACUUCAAGUCUACUGACUUCUACAAUGUUUUACAAUGGCAGAAAGGCAGCCACUAUAGCAACAAUGCAGUUUACAUCGUGCAAUACAAAAUGUAUGGAGAGAGACAAUGGAAUAAUAAGACGGAGUGCUGGAAGAUUAGGCGGACAUACUGUGACCUCACACAAGAGACAAAACAUUUCAUGGAGCCACACUUCGCAAGAGUUCAAGCCCAAACAGCCAACGGCCAAUCAAACUGGGUCAUGAGUGAAAGGAUUAUACCCUUUUGGGAAACUGCUGUUGGUCCGCCAAGGAUUAAACUCAUACCCCAGGCAAGAUCAAUAUUGGUGAAACUGCUCAUUCCACGAACACCUUUCAGAAGUAAAAAUGGUUCCUGGAUUACCUUGGAUAAACUAUAUAAUGAUGUUGAAUAUCUAAUAGAAAUUUCAAGCAAUCUGGUAGACAAUAGAUCUGAAUUGUACACAGCAACUGGUAUCACCUUGAACAUACGGAACCUGAAACCAAAAACAACUUACUGCGUGCGUGCCCAAAUUAAGAUUCCCAUUUUCAGCAAAGUCAGUGAAUAUGGUGGAAAGAAAUGUGUGACAACCUUUCAGGAUAUCCAAUAAGAAGCUGUAAUAGCAAGGCAACGUGGAAGAGGAUUGUCUGAAUGUACCUUUAUUAACUCUAUGAUCAAAUCAACAAAGGAAUAAAUUGAAAAUUGUUUACAAAUUCUUAGUGGCUAUCAAC